GCGGAAGGCGAGCACCGGCGAGCACGGACGUCCCGGUUCUGGUUCUGGUUGAGAAGGUUUCCUGGACGAGCCGGGCUGAGUGUGGUUGGGUCAGCAGCUUGAACCCCAGUCCUCGCCCUUGAGGAGUUUGGCCGAGCCAUGGCGGACGGCCGCGGGGCGGAGCGGGAACCGGAGGAGCCGGAGGAGGAGCGGGGGCCGCCGGGGCCACGACCCGGGGAGCGGGGCGCUGCGGGCGGGGAAGAUGUCAUCGAUGAUCCCAUCUUGGAGACGGGAGCUGUUGUCCUCAGAGGGUUCGUGAUUGAGCGUAUAAACACGGAGGACCCAGGUUUGCAGGUCUCGUCUGAGGACCUGGGAGGAAGGUCGGAAGAACAGCAGGAUCCAAACAUCAAAGGAGUGGUGGAACAGAUGCUCAAGAUCGCGGAUGACUUGAACAGAAACGCCGAGCUCCAGCAACUGAUCAGCCAGGUUAGGAGUGAUUGUGCUCAGGACGUGUUCAUGACGGUGGCCAGGAGCAUCUUUGUGGACGGCAUCAACUGGGGUCGAGUGGUGGCGCUGUUCCACCUAGCCUCCAGACUCAUCUACAGGGCUCUGACCACCAACCACCUGGAGAACAUCCGGAUGGUCAUCAGCUGGGUUCUGCAGGUCAUCAGGGAGCGGCUUUCCCCCUGGAUCUUGCAGCAGGGCGGCUGGGAGGGGGUGAUCCAGAGCUUCUCCCGCUGGAGGACAGCAACCAUUGUAGCGUCAGUCGUUCUUGUAGCAGCCUUCGUCUACUACAGGAAGACGCGCUGAGACACCAGAGACCACCUCAACACCCGAGCUGCCGUCUCACAUCUCGAGCACACGCAGCCCAAUGACUAGACCCUCUUUGGGAAGUUAAUUACAGUAAUUCCUCAGCCUCUAUCUCGUUAACAAUCGGAGGUCAAGCGCUCCACUUUGAGGAGCUCCCCUCCUCUCUUCUCAGGUUUCCAAGAAUGGAAAAGUGAAACCAGCUUUACAUCCAUCUGCAUCCUCGUCUUCCUCCACCAGCGGUUCACCAGGGCCUCCCGGUUGUUGAGUAAAAGUGUUUAACAGUGACUGUCACCACGUUCCCUACGGACCUGAUCACCCCUGAACCAGAGCUGUGGCUCACUUCUGGAUGGGACGUCUGAUCUCAGCAACAACAGGACGUGGGAGGACCUAACAACGUGCCAAAAGGCUUCACCAGCAUCAUUUAUCUCUAGUCAAACUCUCAAAAUUCAGUAAAAUGAACCGACUUUGAUGUCAUUUAGCUUCAUUGAAGCUAAAGUGGCAGGAAUUUCCUCAAAUCCAGCCACAUUCGUCUUUCAGUUUACGUGGCUCACGGGCUUUUACAGCAUCACGUCACACGGUCACACAGCUUUUACAACCAAGCCGUGUUACUCAUUUCUUCUUUUUCUUCUCAGUCCUGGCCGAAGGCUGACGCUCCACACCAGCCCAGCAGGACAGAUAGCUGUGAGAAACUACUCCGUUGUGCUCAGAAUCGGAAGUUUUUUCAUUUUUAAUGGACUCAAUCUAUCUCAGGUUCAGACUGCUCAUCACUCACUGAUUCUUCACGCACACACAGUUGUUUACGACCACUACUGACACAUAAAGGCCAAACUUUUUAAAGGAACCUGUAGCAACACAUUAUAGAUAGCAUGUUGUGAGCAUGACGAGUUGCUUCAGCCUGGAACAGAAUUACAGCUCCAACAUGAAAUGUUUCAUACAGCUUCUUCUGAUCAUUAUUUGAUCUACUCCGAGCUGCAGCUUAUGACUUCCUAUUGGGUGAAAAGAGGUAAAUGUUUUAGUUUUUCUUUGCGUUGGAGAGCUCCAUAUAAUUCACCGGAGAGUCAAACGUCGUCAUUGUAGUAACCGUUUUCCCACUUUUAUUGAGCUGGAGUUGUUUUCCAGGCUGAGGUAUUUAAUUCCUGGUGUUGGUUUGUCCUGCUUUGAUGCAGUUGUGUUCUUGUGCCUGUAAGGAGCAGGUUCAUCAUCCAUGAUACAGUCCAACUAUUUAAAAAUAGCUGAUGACACUUCCCAUAAUUGUCCACAACUGCCUUCAAAAGCAUUUGGUUGUGUGAUACAUGAAGGAAAAUAUAGCAAAGGUGUACCCCCCCCCCCCCUUUAAAACCAUGUUUGAUCCUCCUUUGGGGUUAAGAAAGCACAUGGCAUGAAGCUAAAUCAGAAUUUUGUCCAAUUUUAUCCAAAGCUGCCUCUUUUACCUGCCCACCAAUGUCAUAUGUAUCUCUAACUCUGUAAACUGUAUUCCAGCUUUAAUUUUACACAAGUGAUUCUUGGCCACUUUAAAAAACGAAAGAAUGGUUAUAGAUUUCUUUAAAUAUGUCAUUUCUAGCUGUUUUUAUUUGUCUUCUAGUUUUAAAAAUACAAUAAAAAAUGUUAUUCUAAAGUAAACACAAGCAAAUACUUGACAAAGAAAAGAUGCUGAAUGGGUGUCCUGCAUUGUACAACCCUCAAUCAGGAAAUAUGAAAACUGAUGGGAACGAAAGGGACAGAUUCAUACAUUUACUGAGACUAUUAUUUGAUUGAAAGAUAAACCUAAAAUACUACAUGGUGUUUUUUAUAACUCUCUUCAGCAUCAUUUUUUUUAAAUACAUAUAAGGUCUAUAAAAGGGGGGUAUCUGGGAUGAACCAAUGCAAAGUUUCUCCACGGAUGAAACAGUAUUUCGUAUCCUUUAGUGGAAGAAAUGGACUUUGUGUUGUCAAAGUCCAGAGGUGAGUGGCUGCGACCGCAGAGGGAACACACUUCUCUGACGGGGAAGAAGCAGCAGCAUUUAAUGCAGAAAAGUGAGAUUUUAGAGCCACACAGAUAUUAAAGAUGAAAUCUUUUCCAGAAAUGUCCACAUGUUUUAUUUAGGACGAUGCAAAACCACGUUCCCUACACAUUGCUCAGUUUGAAGUCCUGUGGUGUCCUGUGAAUUUAAGGCUUAUUUUUAAGACCAAACGAUCAGACGCAACUUGAAACGUGUUGCGUUUAUAUGAUCGGUAAUGAAAUAAAAGCAAACGUGUGAAUUAUUUUAAUCUUCAUUGCCUUUACCAAAGCUUUUUCUAUAUGGGGUUGGGAAUAAAAAGGAAAUAAUGUAAAUAGUGCUGUGCGUAGCGCGUGUGAGGGUCAUCCAGGAGAUUGAUGGUGGAUUCAUGCUUGUCGUCGGGGGCUCGGCCCACCUGACGUACAUCUGUUAUCUGGUUCACUGUGAGCGUUUGCAUGUUUUGCAACCACGUUGACUGCACUUUGAAAGAGGGAUUACCCUAUUUUUUUUUUUAGCUGUUAUGUGGUGGGGUUUUAAAAAAAUAAAAUGUGAGCUAAUUUGUGUUUUGUCAGGAAUAAAUGAUUUGAUUGGGUGAAUAAAUACAACAUGUAUUAA
Molecule: messenger RNA, 3380 nt
Organism: Cololabis saira (Pacific saury)
Lineage: Eukaryota; Metazoa; Chordata; Actinopteri; Beloniformes; Belonidae
Product: apoptosis regulator BAX-like
Exons: 6
Coding region: 139-789 (216 amino acids)
Biological process (GO): extrinsic apoptotic signaling pathway in absence of ligand; positive regulation of apoptotic process; release of cytochrome c from mitochondria
Cellular component (GO): mitochondrial outer membrane
Molecular function (GO): channel activity; protein homodimerization activity; protein heterodimerization activity
Source: RefSeq, a predicted model, not a curated record